UGUAGCCAGUGCUCUGGGAGGUUCUCUGCUGGCCCUUUCCCACUGAGCAGUGUGUGACCCGCGCGUGGCUGUCUCGCUCACCUGAAACCAGUUACCGCCGCCUCUCAAUCCAACAGAAUGGGUCUCGCGGCCAGGUUAGGAAUAAGGACGAGGCAAGCAAGACUACGUCCUCUGCUGCUAGCCUUCGUGAGCUAUCUGGGUCUUGUUACUCUCCUUACUCACGGCCACACACUGCUCCAUCAGCCGUUGACAGCGCCUUCGGAGGAUGUGUCCGAAGCGAUGUCUUCGUCGUCGUCCUCGUCUUCGCGCCACCUCUUGCAGACGGACGUGUGGGGAGGGGAGAACUGCACCCAGCCGGCGAUUGAGCAGUUCCCACGGCCUCUCAUGUCCUCGGCAGCCAGGAGGAGCGGCGGCCUCAUCCUCCACAUCCUCAUCUCAUUCUACAUGUUCCUCGGCAUCGCGAUCGUAUGCGACGAGUACUUCGUGCCUUCGCUCGAGAUGAUCUGCGACUGUUUGCAAAUGAGCGAGGACGUAGCCGGAGCGACCUUCAUGGCAGCGGGAUCUUCGGCUCCGGAGCUGGCCACGUCUGUCAUCGCCGUCUUCGUGGCCAAGGACGACAUCGGCAUCAGUGGCGUCAUCGGGUCAGCCGUAUUUAACAUCAUGUUCGUCAUCUCUGUCUGCGCCCUCUUCGCCGGCCAAGUUAUCGUUAUAAACUGGUGGCCGCUGAUAAGAGACUCAACAUUCUACUGCAUCUCGAUCUGUGGUCUCUUACUCACCAUUUAUAACGAGAAAGUCAACUGGUACGAAUCCGUCUUCCUCCUUCUCCUCUACGUCCUGUACAUCGUCAUGAUGUUCUACAACAAGCGCCUGGAAACCUGGGCGAACACGCUGAACAUCCCCUUCAAGAACGCCACGAGAGAGGAGAAAUCGUCACUGUUCGGAACCAAACCCGUGCCGCCUGUUGGGGAAGACAUGAAGACAGAGGCGGCCAGGAUUCCGAAAACCCAGCUAUGGAUGGACAAGACGAUGUCGACGUGGAGCAGACCGUGCCUCUUUUACAGACAGCAGAAACGUCUUGUAACAAUGAAAGUCCUGGCGAUGGAGGGCCAUGGACCACCGUUAGCGAAGUCCCGAAGGAGGUGGAAGCGACGGAGGUGGAAUCUGCAGGAGUUAAAUCCAUGGCACCGGAAAUGUUUAAGUUUAGUCUCCAUUACAAGGUUCAAGUUUAGUCACCAUUGCACAAUGCAGCUGAGAAACCUAAGUGAGUUUAUAGACUAUGGCGUAACAAAUUUUAAGGUUAUACUGGGCCGUGCACAGGGCUUCACCCUUGGCAUUCCCGACACCGUCAUGGGUCUGACUUUCAUCGCCGUUGGAGUGUCAGUUCCCGAUGCUCUCUCAUCUCUCUGCGUGGCCAAACAAGGUUUUGGUGAUAUGGCUGUGAGCAACGCCAUUGGCAGCAAUGUGUUUGAUAUUCUCCUGUGCUUAGGUCUUCCAUGGUUCCUUAAAACAGCCAUUGUUGAUCCUGGUUCUAUUGUCCCAGUCGAAAGCAGAGGCCUCACUUACUCCACUGUCUCCCUCUUCUCCACUGUCGUGUUCCUUAUUGUUGCAACACACAUGAACGGGUGGAAGCUGGACAAGAAGUAUGGGAUUGUCCUCAUGUUUUGGUACCUCAUCUUUAUGGUGUUUGCCAGCCUUUACGAACUCAAUGUUUUCGGAUACUUCAAUCCCCCAGAGUGUGAGAGCAGUUAUUAAGGGGUUGGAAACGGUAUUAUGUAAUUUACAUACAUUAUUGCAGGUGGAGGAGGAUUUUUUUUCCUGUUCUUUUAUUUUAGUUUUGUUAACCUUGUGGUGAAUACUAAUAACCUCUUA
Molecule: messenger RNA, 1869 nt
Organism: Penaeus indicus
Lineage: Eukaryota; Metazoa; Arthropoda; Malacostraca; Decapoda; Penaeidae
Product: probable sodium/potassium/calcium exchanger CG1090
Exons: 12
Coding region: 118-1752 (544 amino acids)
Biological process (GO): calcium ion transmembrane transport; intracellular calcium ion homeostasis
Cellular component (GO): plasma membrane
Molecular function (GO): calcium, potassium:sodium antiporter activity; calcium channel activity
Source: RefSeq, a predicted model, not a curated record